CCGCUCACAACUCAAUUUUUGAUAAACCUAAAAUUGUGGUGUUACAACGAGGGGAAACACAAAAUUCACAUCUCUGCGCGCUGCUAAAAUUCAGUUCAUCCUUGCAAAACAGAUCGAGAUGAGAACAAGCAGAAUAUAACUGAACCAAAGGCGAAGCUAGAGGCCAUGUCCGGGACCUUUUACUUCGUACCCUGUCAACCAUAAUCCACUGGGACUCUGGGAGUGUCGUAGUCGUGCUGCAGUGCUAUUCCAGUCGAGCCUUGGCUUGUCUGUGAUCUCAUAUCUGAGUACGAGAAACGAGAACAACGAGGGUAUAACAGAGCCAGUUUUAAUAUGUUAGAUGGUGAAAACCAGUCCGCGGAUGAUGAGUUUCUUCAGGAUCAAUCGAAUGAUGCACAUUGCAGUGGGAGUGAUAAAAACACAUCUGAUGAAUCAGCCUGUUGGUCUUGUUCAAUGAAUUUUGACACAUGUUGGUCAUGGAGCAGAGAGAUUUUUUACUAUAGUUGGAAAGUUUGCACAGGUCUUGGAUAAGAGGUUCUUGAUAUUUUUCAGGGAUGGCCUAGCAAACACUUGUUUUUAAAAGAACUUGAGAAAGGGUCAGUUCUUUUGGACGCUUAGAUGUGGGAUCGAGUUUCACCGGAUGAAGCCUAUAGUAACAUUAUUGAUGGGAUUUUUGUUGGGAGUGAGUACCUAUAUGGAAGAGAUGAGAAGUUUGAAGACAAUUGGUUGGUGAACUCAUCGAUUUGUCAAAAAAGAUUGUUGACCUUGCCAGGAUCAACUAAUUUCAUUGCUAUUAUAUUGUUGUUAAUCUUUUAGUUUGUUAGAAUGUUGACCAUCUGUGUCAAUGACUCAAUGAUACAUACUUAAUGUAAAAAGAUUUUAGACAUGGGUUCUUUUUAAUUGAGUUUCAUAGAUGAAUGACAAUUGUGACUUUAUUUUGCUCUUGCAAUCUAUUAUAAUUGUGUGUUAUUGGUGUGCAUACGAGAAAUACAUCUUUGUUUAAAAAAAUUUGAUGUACAUAGUAAAUAAAAAUUGAAUACAUGUUAAUACAACUAAUAUAUACAGUACCAUAUUAUACACUACAAAUCAUUUUCGACUAAUAUUUAAUGUCGUUAAACUACGACAGUUUAAAGUAGUCGUUAUUCAAAAUCUGAUAUCAACAAGUGAAGUCAGUCGAAAUUUUUUUUGACUCUUUUUUUUCGACACUCAAAUUGACUGAUCAAAAUAGUCGAAAAUGCUCUUUUUCGACUGUUUUGGUAUGUUGAAAAAGCUCAUUUUUGGCGUAGUGAUUAAUCGUCACGCUCAUAAGAGGUGACUCGGUGGCGCGAGUGUGUAUGCUCGGCCAGUGUACGAGUGUGUGUGCUCGUCCGGCGUCCUUGAGUGAUCAGAUUUCAUAAGUCCGUUAUUCAAUGUUAAAAUUACACACACUUAACAAUAGUAAGAGCAACUAUACCACUUAAUUAUUUUAAUAUGUAAUUAUAUAGAAGAGAUUCCAAGGGUGCUUAUCUUUCAAAAAAGAGGCUCAGCCAUCCGGCUUUUUUGGGAAGUCAGAUUUGGAAUCCCCAUAUCAAUUUUGACUUGGUCAAAAUCCUCCAAUGUCCAAAGUUAAGCAGCGAGAGCUCGAUCCAAAUCCAGUCAGCGCACAUUUCAAUCUCAGGAAAUCGAGAGUCAAUUAGAGAGACAACGAGCGACCGUCGGCGGGCGGCCUCUAACUGGUGUCGACGAAGAGAGGUGGGGUAAAAUGCUCCGUCGAUCCGCCUUAGGCUCUACGUCGCUAGGGAGAGGAGCAGAGACCCUCGAUACUGCUGUUGCUUGCAUCUUGGGUAAAGCUCUCAAGCGGCCAUUAAUGGCGGAAGCUCACCAGGUUAUGGGAGACUGUGAUGCCAGCAGAGAGACAAGCUGUGACCGGCGGGUGUGCUCCGAGUCUCCGACGGAGGUGGAGAGAUGUGACGCGAUCGGCGAAGUGGUAGAGCCACUGCGAACAUCACCUGGCAGCGGCGGAAGCGAAAGCUUCCAGGGCCGGCGGAUCCAUGUCGGGGAUGACGAUUGCUCCGGUGACUGCUGGUUCUGUUCUGGAAUUCCAGAUUCCACAGCUUAUUUCCUUCCGCAGCAGGACUCAUGCUUGGUUCUCGUAUGUCUUUCUCCAGAUUGGACAGUUCUCUGCAGGCAGGCGGAAACCCUCAUACAAAGUUGAUUGACUGCUUGGGGGCUUCCUGUGUGGAGGCUGGUCACUGGCUUAGACCCAAACGGCCAUUCCAUUACCUGGCUGGAUUUUUUCAAUGAGUUUCCAGAUUUUGGAUUACAAACCUGGAAAACAAAACUGCUAGCAACCUGCCAUUUUUUCUGAAAUUCUUGGUUGAUUCCUACCAAAGUGACGGGAGAGACUAUAGGCUCUCAAUGAAAGCACCAAUGUUGUUUAAAAUAGGACGCUCGUAGGCUUUUAGAAAAGCUACGUAAGAACACUCAAGCAGGAAUUAGAAAGUAAGAACGAAUAUGAAAAGUAGCUAGGAGGUUUAGUUGCCAGAAAGUAGCGUGUAGAAAUUCGUCCCAUAAUUUGAAUUACAGCGCAGCUUUUAUAGGUGUUUACAAAUCGUAACCGCUAUCGAUAAUAA
Cuscuta epithymum is the source of this 2612-nucleotide messenger RNA. The record is from the annotation of a GenBank genome assembly. NCBI's taxonomy places the organism in Eukaryota, Viridiplantae, Streptophyta, Magnoliopsida, Solanales, Convolvulaceae.